Messenger RNA from Zea mays, 2932 nucleotides. Its product is annotated as putative S-locus receptor-like protein kinase family protein. The coding region runs from base 68 to 2707 and encodes 879 amino acids. Gene Ontology annotation, cellular component: plasma membrane. The record is from RefSeq and is marked provisional. Gene Ontology annotation, molecular function: protein serine/threonine kinase activity; ATP binding. Gene Ontology annotation, biological process: protein phosphorylation; recognition of pollen. The transcript has 8 exons. Lineage: Eukaryota; Viridiplantae; Streptophyta; Magnoliopsida; Poales; Poaceae.
GCCACUCCACGCUCCACGACAUUCACCACCACCACGGCACCACCCUGUCCCUUCAGCUCCAACGUGCAUGAGAGACGCCACUCGCGGUACCCACGCGGCGGCAGAGGCGCUGGCGGCCCGUCGUCCGCGCCGAGCAAUGGCGUCCCCACUGCUCUGCGGCUGCGCCCUCCUCCUCUACCUACUUGGCCACCUCGCGACCUGCCACGCCGCCAGGGACACCAUCACGCCGAGCAGCCCGCUGGCGGCCAACGAGACGCUGGUCUCGGGCGGCGACGGCAACUUCGCGCUGGGCUUCUUCACCCCGCCGGGCGCCAACAGCACGUACCUCGGCGUGUGGUACAACAAGGUCUCCCUCCGCACUGUGGUGUGGGUGGCCAACCGCGAGGCCCCGAUCGCGGGCGCCGUCGGGGACAACCCGGGCGCCACGCUGUCGGUCUCCGGCGGCGGCACGCUGGCCAUUGCCGCGGGGAACGGGACCGUGGUGUGGUCCGUCCGGAGCGCGUCCAGCAGGCGGCUGGCGAGCCCGGCCGCCCAGAUCCUCGACAACGGCAACCUGGUGCUGAAAGACGGUGCCGGCGGCGGCGGCGCCGUGGCGUGGGAGGGGUUCGACUACCCGACGGACACGCUGCUCCCGGAGAUGAAGCUGGGGAUCGACUACGUGAAGGGGAAGAACCGGACGCUGACGUCGUGGAAGAGCCCGUCGGACCCGUCCACGGGCCCCGUCGCCAUGGUGAUGGACACCACGGGCGACCCGCAGGUGUUCAUCUGGAACGGCGGCGAGAAGGUCUGGCGCUCCGGCCCCUGGGACGGCGUCCAGUUCACCGGCGUGCCCGACACCGCCACCUACUCCGGCUUCACCUUCAGCUUCAUAAACAGCGCGCAGGAAGUAACGUACAGCUUCCAGGUGCAUAACGCGUCGAUCAUCUCGCAUCUGGGCGUCGUGAGCUCGGGCAACUACGGCCUGCUGCAGCGUUCGACGUGGGUGGAGGCGGCGCGGGCGUGGAACCUGUACUGGUACGCUCCCAAGGACCAGUGCGACGCGGUGUCGCCGUGCGGCGCCAACGGCGUGUGCGACACCAACAACAUGCCGGUGUGCUCCUGCCUGCGCGGCUUCACACCCAGGACCCCCGCGGCGUGGGCGCUGCGGGACGGGCGCGACGGCUGCGUGCGGUCGACGCCGCUGGACUGCCGCCGUAACGGCACCACCAGCACCACCGACGGGUUCGUCGCGGUGCGGCACGCCAAGGUGCCCGACACGGAGCGCAGCGCGGUGGACUGGAGCCUGACGCUGGAGCAGUGCCGGCAGGCGUGCCUCCGCAACUGCUCCUGCACGGCGUACGCGAGCGCCAACGUCAGCAGCGGCGGCGGCGGGCGCGGCGGCGGCGCCGGCGGAGGGUCGGGCUGCGUCAUGUGGACCACGGGACUCACCGACCUGCGCGUGUACCCCGACUUCGGGCAGGACCUCUUCGUCCGCCUCGCCGCCUCUGAUCUCGAUGUGCUGGAAGGCAGAUCAAGGGCGGCACGCAUUAGAAUCGCGGUUGGUGUCAGCGUCUCGCUGCUGGCGCUUCUUCUAGCGGUUGCUGGCCUCCUCAUCUGGUUAAGAAAGAGAAGGCUAACGAGAACAGCCGGAUCCAGCAAAUGGAGCGGCUCACGCAGCACCGGCCGUCGGUACGAGGGGAGCAGCCAUGGUGACGAUCUGGAGCUGCCAAUAUUUGAUCUGGGCACAAUUGCAGCCGCUACGGAUGGUUUCUCCAUCAACAACAAGCUUGGCGAGGGUGGCUUUGGACCAGUAUACAAGGGUAAACUCGAGGAUGGAAUGGAGAUCGCAGUGAAAACACUCUCGAAGACAUCCGCACAAGGUCUUGACGAGUUCAAGAACGAGGUUUUGCUGAUAGCCAAGCUCCAGCACCGGAAUCUUGUUCGCCUUCUCGGAUGCAGCAUUAGCGGACAGGAAAGGAUGCUUGUUUACGAGUACAUGGCAAACAAGAGCCUGGACUUCUUCCUGUUUGAGAAAGACACUGUGGUGCUUGACUGGCAAGUGCGGUAUCGUAUAAUAGAAGGCAUCACUCGAGGUUUACUCUACCUCCACCAGGACUCGAGGUACAGAAUCAUCCAUAGAGAUCUGAAGGCGGCCAAUGUUCUCCUAGACAAGGAGAUGACUCCCAAGAUUUCAGACUUUGGCAUGGCAAGAAUAUUUGGCAACGAAGAGACGGAAAUUAACACCUUAAAAGUGGUUGGCACAUAUGGUUACAUGUCUCCGGAGUACGCAAUGGAUGGGAUCUUCUCUGUCAAGUCGGACGUGUUCAGCUAUGGAGUACUAUUGCUGGAGAUCGUUAGUGGCAGGAGGAACAGGGGAGUGUAUUCCAGUUCAAACAACCAAAGCCUUCUAGGCCAUGCAUGGAGCUUGUGGAACGAGGAGAAGAGCAUAGAGCUAGCAGAUGAGAGAAUGAACGGACAAUUCAACUCAGACGAAGUGCAGAAGUGCGUCAGGGUUGGGCUACUGUGCGUGCAAGAGAAUCCAGACGACCGUCCGCUGAUGUCUCAGGUGCUUCUGAUGUUAGCUAGUCCUGAUGCCGCAUCACUGCCGACUCCUAAGCAACCUGGCUUCGCAGCUAGGAGAGUUCUAAUGGAAACAGACACAUCAUCGACCAAGCCCGACUGCAGCGUGUUUGACAGUGCGACAACCAUCAUGCUUGAAGGUCGAUAGAAGUUACUCGAUCACUCGCCUCAGAAUAAGUGUCGUGUCAGUCAAGUUUUUUUUAAAGUUUUGACUAGGUUUGUAGAAAUAUUAGCAUCUUCAAAUAAGUUUAUUAAAAAUAGAUUUAAUGAUCUAUCUAUCAUAUAUACUAUAAAUAUUAAUAUUUUUAUAUAUUUAGUUACAUUUAAAAUUAUUUAAUUUCUAGAAAGCGAGACAGCUCUUAUUUUCGGACGG